Molecule: messenger RNA, 1421 nt
Organism: Castor canadensis (American beaver)
Lineage: Eukaryota; Metazoa; Chordata; Mammalia; Rodentia; Castoridae
Product: glutathione S-transferase omega-1
Biological process (GO): glutathione metabolic process; L-ascorbic acid metabolic process
Cellular component (GO): cytoplasm
Molecular function (GO): glutathione dehydrogenase (ascorbate) activity; glutathione transferase activity
Source: RefSeq, a predicted model, not a curated record
AGGCGACUGGGGGAGCUUUAUCAGGAGACCCAGGAGGGAAGGCCAGGCCACCUCCUUCCUCAAUCUGCUGCACACCCUAGAGCUGGGGACUCGAGGGCCGGGGCUGCAACUGCGCAGUGAUGUCGGGGGUCUCAGCCCGGAGCCUGGCGAAGGGUAGCGCGCCCCCGGGGCCGGUCCCGGAGGGCAAGAUCCGCGUCUACAGCAUGAGGUUCUGUCCAUACGCACGGAGGACCCUGCUGGUCCUGAAGGCCAAGGGAAUCGGGCAUGAAAUCAUCAAUAUCAACCUGAAAAAUAAGCCUGACUGGUUCUUUAAGAAGAAUCCUCUUGGUCUGGUGCCAGUUCUGGAAAACAGUCAGGGUCAAUUGAUCUAUGAAUCUGUCAUCACCUGUGAGUACCUGGAUGAGGUGUAUCCCGGGAAGAAGCUGUGGCCAGAUGACCCUUAUGAGAAAGCUUGCCAAAAGAUUCUCUUGGAGUCAUUCUCUAAGAUGCUAUCUCUGAUGUUAAGCUUUCCAAGAAAGCUUAAUGACAGUAAGCAAAAUAAAGAAGAGUGUGCUGGCAUAAAAGAAGAAUUGCGGAAGGAAUUCAGCAAGUUAGAGGAGGUUCUGACCAAUAAGAAGACAACCUUCUUUGGUGGAAAUUCUGUCUCUAUGAUUGAUUACCUCAUCUGGCCCUGGUUUGAACGGCAGGAACCAGGGGAGCUAACUGAGUGUGUCUCCCACACUCCAAAACUUAAGCAAUGGAUGACAGCCAUGAGGGAAGAUCCUGCAGUGUCAGCCUUCUUCCUUGAUGCAAAAAGCUAUCAAGGUUUCUUCCGACUCUACUUGCAAAACAGCCAUGAGGCCUGUGACUAUGGACUCUGAAGGGAACAACAGUCAGCAGUGAAGCUAUGUCUGAUAUUUUACUUCACUGAUAUGACCAACAACAUGCUUUCAUUUUACCAAAUACUCUUACAUCUCAUUGGCUCAUCUCUGAUUUGCCAUCAUGGUCUAUUAACGUCUCAAGGCCCUCCUACAGCAGGAGUGCAUUCCCACCUUACCACACUCAAACAUAACUCUGGUGGUUCUACUAUAGUCUUUGCUGAAACUCCCAAACUAUCAUCUCUAGUGAAAUCUACAGUUUAACCCAGCUUUCUAACUGCUUAUCUGCAAUUUUUACUAAGAUAUUAAGCAGUCAUUUCCAGAAAUAUCCUCUCAAGUUUCUUGUCUUCUGGUUUCUAAACAGAAAAUUUCAAUUCCUUAUACUUUCCAACGCCAACUUCAUUUCACUCCCUCUCUUAUUCCUGUUAUUGUAGCAAGAAAGGGGAGGUCAGAAAAGAGAUAGGCUGUGUUCUGGCGAUGAGACAGCAGAAGGGGAUGGCAAAGCAGAGAGAUAUAACUUAAAGAAUUCAAACAUGAAGGUCACAUAGCACUGGGGAAAUGAAA